GUAUCAGUCACAUUGUUUAUACUGGUCGAGGCAGCAGAUUAUAAGAGAAGCUUAACACUUUAGCACAAUUAGUUUUAAAAAUGAGCAGCAGUCCUCCUCUUGUGAAUGUGGGAAACUGGAUCACACAGAAUGAGAAUGCCUUUCUGCCACCAGUGUGCAACAAGCUCAUGCAUUUCUCCCAGUUGAUUAUCAUGUUUGUUGGAGGUCCAAAUACAAGGAAGGAUUAUCAUAUUGAGGAAGGAGAGGAGCUCUUCUACCAGGUGAAGGGAGACAUGUGUCUGAAGGUGAUAGAAAACGGGAUUCACAAGGAUGUGAACAUCAAGGAGGGAGAGAUGUUCCUGCUGCCAGCGAGGACCCCCCACUCCCCCCAGAGACAGGCCAACACUGUGGGACUGGUGGUGGAGAGGAGACGUCUGCUGACGGAGAACGACUGCCUGAGGUACUAUGUUGACAACACCACUUAUCCCCUGUUCGAGAAAUGGUUCUACUGUGAGAACCUCGGAACCCAACUGGUGCCAAUCAUCAAAGAGUUCAUGGCAUCAAAGCAGUGCAAAACAGAAAAGCCUGACGCAAAUGAUGUGUUCAGAGACCCUCCAUUCCAGAUGAACACGAUGAAGGUGAUGGCACCCUUCUCCUUCAAAGACUGGCUGAACACCCAGAGGCCGACCCUGGCCAGCGGCAGCCCCAUCGACAUGUUCGGGGAUCAGUUUGAGACCGAGGUGAUAGUGUAUGGACCUGGGCGCAACGAGUCGGCAGUACGGUUAACUGAUGCGUGGGUUUGGCAGAUGGAGGGAUCCUCAAGGGUAACUUUGAAUGAGCAGGAGUUCUUUCUCGCUGCAGGACACAGUUUGCUCAUUCCUGAACAAAGCCAGUACCAGUGGCAGAGAGAUGAAGGGACUGUUGCUCUGUUUGUGGUCCAAAACCCUGAGCGGAAGAGACCCUGAACAUCACACGGCCAUUCACACACACAAUUUCAUUUCAUUUCAAACCUUUAUUUACCCAGGUGUAUCCCAUUGAGAUCAUUGAUCUCUUUUUCAAGGGAGACCUGCUCAAGUAGGUUCCACAUGAAACAUAAAAA
Gymnodraco acuticeps is the source of this 1078-nucleotide messenger RNA. It is a transcript of the gene haao, whose product is annotated as 3-hydroxyanthranilate 3,4-dioxygenase. The record is from RefSeq and is a predicted model, not a curated record. Gene Ontology annotation, biological process: quinolinate metabolic process; 'de novo' NAD+ biosynthetic process from L-tryptophan. The transcript has 10 exons. Bases 81 to 944 code for a protein of 287 amino acids. Gene Ontology annotation, cellular component: cytoplasm. Lineage: Eukaryota; Metazoa; Chordata; Actinopteri; Perciformes; Bathydraconidae. Gene Ontology annotation, molecular function: 3-hydroxyanthranilate 3,4-dioxygenase activity; iron ion binding.